AGCUAGAAACGACAUCGUUUUUCACUCGGCCAUCCUUUUUCAGUUCAACCUAGCACUGCUCUUUCUUCAGCGCCGAUCACAAACCAUCGACUCCACCUUCUGCACUUGCGACUCCUUUGUCAAAUUUCGAUUCUGUGACACAGAGCUACAGAUUAGGAACUAAGCAUGGGGGAGGAGAAUGAAGACAUCAAAACAUUCAAGGAUUUGGGCUUAUCUGAGCCAUUGGUGGAAGCUUGUGAAAAGUUGGGUUGGAAAAAUCCGUUAAAGAUACAGAAAGAAGCCAUUCCUCUUGCGCUGGAAGGAAAAGAUGUGAUAGGACUUGCUCAAACUGGUUCUGGUAAGACUGGAGCUUUUGCUCUUCCCAUAUUGCAUGCCCUCUUAGAAGCUCCACGCCCAAAAGAUUUCUUUGCUUGUGUCUUGUCACCCACAAGAGAACUUGCUAUUCAAAUUGCUGAGCAGUUUGAAGCUCUAGGUUCUGAAAUUGGUGUCAAGUGUGCUGUGCUUGUUGGAGGAAUUGACAUGGUACAACAAUCUAUCAAGAUAGCAAAGCAACCUCAUAUUAUUGUCGGGACACCUGGACGUGUUUUGGACCACUUAAAAAACACGAAAGGAUUUUCUCUAAGUAGAUUAAAAUACUUGGUGUUAGAUGAGGCAGAUAGGUUGUUGAAUGAGGACUUCGAAGAAUCACUGAAUGAGAUUUUACAAAUGAUUCCUCAUGAGCGGAGGACAUUUCUGUUUUCUGCUACGAUGACUAAGAAGGUCCAGAAGCUUCAGAGGGUUUGUUUAAGAAAUCCUGUGAAGAUUGAAGCAGCAUCUAAGUAUUCGACUGUUGACACACUGAAGCAGCAGUAUCGCUUCUUGCCUGCCAAACACAAGGAUUGCUACCUUGUCUACAUUCUCACUGAAAUGGCUGGAAGUACGUCAAUGGUGUUCACUCGUACUUGUGAUGCAACUCGGCUUCUAGCUUUGAUCCUUAGGAAUCUUGGUUUAAAAGCCAUCCCAAUUAAUGGUCAUAUGAGCCAGUCAAAGAGGCUUGGAGCCUUGAAUAAGUUUAAAUCUGGGGAGUGCAAUAUUCUCCUUUGCACUGACGUAGCCAGUAGAGGACUGGAUAUUCCAACUGUAGAUGUGGUGAUUAACUAUGACAUUCCCACGAACUCCAAAGAUUAUAUACAUCGUGUGGGAAGGACUGCUCGUGCGGGGCGCUCUGGGGUUGCCAUUUCUCUUGUGAAUCAAUAUGAGCUGGAGUGGUACAUUCAAAUAGAGAAGCUCAUAGGUAAGAAGCUACCAGAUUAUCCUGCACAAGAAGAGGAAGUUCUGCUUUUGGAAGAGCGUGUUGGUGAGGCCAAAAGAUUAGCCUUAUCGAAAAUGAAGGAGACUGGAGGGAAGAAGAAACGGAGGGGCGAAGGAGAUUUUGAAGAGGAGGAUGUGGACAAGUACUUAGGUCUCAAGAAUGGAAAAUCAUCUAAGAAGUUUAGGAGAAGAUGAGAUCAAUGCAGUUGAGUUAGUCAUCCUUUGUAAUAUGCAGUCAAAAUUUGACAAAGAUAAAUUUUGGGCAAUUUGAAUCAAAAUAUUUUUCCCUGUCUAUUGAACAUCAUAAAUCA
Messenger RNA from Abrus precatorius (Indian licorice), 1601 nucleotides. RefSeq names its product DEAD-box ATP-dependent RNA helicase 10. The coding region runs from base 166 to 1485 and encodes 439 amino acids. The transcript has 14 exons. NCBI's taxonomy places the organism in Eukaryota, Viridiplantae, Streptophyta, Magnoliopsida, Fabales, Fabaceae. Gene Ontology annotation, molecular function: nucleic acid binding; ATP binding; RNA helicase activity. The record is from RefSeq and is a predicted model, not a curated record.